CAUUCUUCGUUUAUUGUUAUAAUCAUAAAUACAUUCAUAAGAGUAUGCAUUAGACGCGUGCGCCUUACCCUCUACACGCUACUACCAUUACACGUAAAUGUGUAUCGCAUAGAAGGAAGUAACGAUUAUCGAUAAUUACUACCAACGCGCGCGCGCGCGCGUGUGUGUAUGCGUGAGCGUGUGUUAUGCAUGUCAUGUGUGUCGCGUAAAUGGGUAAAUGAGUAAAUGUUUUCUGACAUGUGUAUUUUCCAAUGUGUCCUUUCUUUUUUUGUCAAAUCGAGCAAAACGAAGGAAAGGUGAAUGAACGAGUCGAUUUUGAGAAGGUGGUGGUGUAGUAGCCCGUAAAGAUGACUCUAACUUUUUUUUAUUUUUUUUUUUUAUUUUUUUUUUUUGGCGAUGCUUGUUACAUCGUAAAUCGGCAGUUGAUAACAAUCGAAGUUACAUAGAUUUCAUGUGUACGCUUGUAACGUUCGUAACAAAAUCGACGAUUGAUAUAUUAUUAUUCGUUGAAGCGAGACAGCGCACGCUUUCUCUAAGUAGUUAUCGAUACAAAUAAUGAUUAAACAGAAGUAAGGAUGAGAUAAAUGACAAAGGAGUGCAGGAAGAGCUUUAUCGAAUUAGAAAGAUGGACCAGCUGAGCGGGUUCGGAUGAAUGUUGCAGUCGACAGCUGCAACGUCCACUUCUCGUAACGUUGCGGAACUACUCAUUUGCAUUUUAAUACUGAUCUCGGUCUCGCGCAGCAGGUCCGAACGAACCUUUUAUAAAACUUUUUUUUCUAUGCUUUAGUCGUAUUUAAAUAUCGUUCCUAACCGUUUUGCCUUUAUUAAAUAUUUCGACUUUCGGUAUUCGCAUCGAUGCUCGCUUGUGCAUCCGAUUCGAUCAAGGAAACUUUAUCGGCUUACGGUUUCUUCGGUUUUUGAACACUAUGAUUUUUUAAUAAAUACUGUUCUCUUACAAUAAUUAUUAUAACGAGUUUACUCGGUAGGUAAGAAAAAAAAAUAGCAAAGAUUUCUUUGAAGAAUCGCGAAGAAACGUCAAUUUCGCAAUAUAUACUUUGGUCCCUUCCUGCGCUCGUUUCCUUUGCCGGUCUAUUCCUAUCCAGUUUUUUCUCAUUAUUUAAUCGCCGGAGUUUAACGUAAGAAUGAGGUUAUCGAAAUGUUCGUGUCGCUUUUUGUGUAUUCAAAAUAAUGAAAAUCCUCCGUUCCGUUUCGGUUACAAAUGCUCCUUUUAAUUUGUUACAUCUUUCCCUUCUUUCUCUUUAUUCCGUCUCUUCGUUCUUCCCUCCGUAUCUCCUUUCUCCUCGCUCGCAAGAAGAAAGCUCUAACCAUUGCCGACCACCUCGAACUAUUUCAUCCGCUGAUUUUCCCUGAUUUCCUCGUCCCAACUUAUGUUGUUCUAUUUGUAUUUAUCAUCGAUCAUCGUAAUUGUAAAUUAUAAUUAUUAUAAACGUUUACACGAAAUAAUAAAUUCUGAUAAAAUGUCUACGAAAAAAAAGAAACAGAAAACAUAACCUCGAUUGUGUCUUGCUUCGCAGUAUCGUCAGGAUUAUGAAGACAGCCGUUUUUGGUAUCGAUACGGGGGAUGAAAAACAAGGUGAAAAAUAAAUGACUAUUCGAAUUGUUGAAUGCUUUAUUAGUUUCUUGGAUGAUUAAAACGAACUUUACUCGUAUAUAUUUCUAUACUAGAAGGAUCGAAAAUGUAACGGAAGUCGUUACGAACGAUUAAACGCGUGACAGUAUUCGUUGUUCCUAUGUGACUCUUAUCGAAGAUUCGUUCUCGAAGUAUACGUAUAAAGUUACACUGAAACACGAUUUUUCAACAAAUUAACGAUUAUUCUCGAAAAUACCACUUACUUCCAAAUUAUUUGUAAUGGAAAUUGAGUAGCGCUUGUAACUUGCGAUAGUUUAAAUUUAAACUAGAGAAAAUUUAGUUUCGGCUGCUACGGAGCACGUGUCGAACGUUUUACAGUAUUUUAUCAGAAUUCUUCGUUAUGAUUGGCGUUAUUUCUUAUUAUCGUCGCCAAUUUCGUAUUUAUUAUCCUCGGUAUCGUUCAGUCAAAAUUCCUUGCAAUUAGAUUGCAAUAUCGAAAAGAAUUAGAAUAAAUUUAGGUAAGGUAAUUAGGUUUAAUUGGACGUACACUGAAAUCGUUUGUUCUUUUUCCUUACGCUGUCUCGAACGAACAAAUGGCAUUUGAUUCGAAUAAGACGGAUAAUAGUGCACGAUGGUCUGAUCACACUUUGAAAAACAAUAUUAAAACGUUUUUGAUAAUUCUGUAUCGAUAAAUGGAAUUAAGAAUGUAGCAUUGAAGUAGUUUUACGAUGUCUUUUUACAUCUUGUUAACUUCCAAAGUCUAUACAAGAACAUGUAUGUUUGUAUAUUCGCUUACAAAAAAAUACAAUAAUUUAUUUGGCUUUUAACAAAUACCAACGUAUGAAUCCUCAUAUUCUUCGUGUCGAUUUAUUUAGUUUUUUUAGAUUCAAUCGAUAGAUUACAAAAUGUGGACAGUGACAAUGAAAACGAGAAAAAGUAAAAAAUAGCAGUGAUUAGGUUACUGGUUACAUAAAAAAUAGGGAAGGUACAUACACUUUUAUCGGAAAUCGAACUCGAAGUCUUCGUUUCCUAUUCGUUAGCUAUUUCGUUAUGCGCGUACGUAUUAGAACAAACUGAACCUAGUAAAAACAAAUUUUGCAUAAGUGAUAUUUUGCGUAGUUCCUACUUUUUAUGCUACCAUGUUGAUUAGUAUGAAAAAAGUCGAGCAAAUAACUUUUUUGUUCGGUAACUAAAAUCGAUAAUUUAAUUUAAAUACGAAACGUGUCUACGACGUUUCGAAACUGUGUGAUAAAAUAGAACUACGCACGUGGCAAUCGGUCGCAAAGCAAUACAUUAUUUGUCCAUUCUCGAGGAUCAUAUGUAGGAAAAAAAUGAUACUCUGACUCGUUAUUUUGCCAUUUUUAAAUUGCUAUUUAAUUUCCGUGUAUCGAACAGACCAAGGAAUGUUAUUUCAAUCGAUUUAUUGAAACUGUAGGAAUAUAAUGAAAACACGCAUGAAAUAGACUCGAUAAAAUUACAAGAGUAGCAGAAAUAUACAAUUUUUGAUAAAGCGUAUUUUACUAUUAAUAGAAUCAAGUUACGUUAACUAUCAAUAAUCGUAUAUGUAUGUCGAUAACUUUGAGUAGUGAAAAUGACGAUCGAAGCGGACUUUUUUUAGUGCUUUCAAGCUCGCAACAAAAAGAAGGACGUAUUUAUAUGUUCCAGUUAGCUUAUUUCCGUCUAACGUAAACUUGUAUGUGUUUUAAAUAUAAAAAAAUUGUACCAGGCAGGAUUCAAAAAUUUCUAUAAUUUCCGAGGAAGAAACGUUAUUGGUUGAUGCGUGUAUCACUAACACCAUCUACGAACGUUUCCUAAAUUUAAUUUUACCGAGAGUGGGAUGUAUAGAGAGUUAACCGUUUUAUUGGUGGGGGUUUCGUGCAGAAGCACACGUAAAGGUCACCUUCAGGUUUAGUCAGACCCGAGACGUGUGAGAGGUGUCUGACGUUUGUUUCUGAAAUCGCGAAUUCAGUGUGGGAUUUGAUCUAGAAAGAGAAUUGUUUCUAUUUCAUUUUUCGUUGCGUUUGGAUAUAUAUUCGUUCGAAUCGUACCUGGAAGUGCAGUUCAAAAAUGGCAGAAGAUUUAGCAGCGCAAAGGUUUAUAAAGCCUGGUAGUCAUAAAGGUAAAGGCAUAGCUGUCUUUACUAGCGGAGGUGAUUCUCAAGGAAUGAAUGCUGCUGUCAGAGCAGUUGUUAGAAUGGGUAUUUAUUUAGGAUGUAAAGUAUUUUUCAUUAAAGAAGGUUAUCAGGGAAUGGUAGAUGGUGGAAAUAACAUUGUGGAAGCUACUUGGUCAUCUGUGUCGUGUAUUAUUCAUAGGGGUGGUACAGUAAUAGGUUCUGCUCGAUGCACAGAAUUUAGGGAACGUGCAGGCAGAAGGAAAGCUGCAAAAAAUUUAGUAGUUCGCGGUAUAACUAAUUUAGUAGUAAUUGGUGGUGAUGGUUCUCUUACUGGUGCAAACCUUUUUAAAGAGGAAUGGUCCGAUUUAUUAAAAGAAUUAGCAGAAGCAGGUGAAAUAACUUCAGAACAGGCAGAAAAAUACCUGCACUUGCAUAUAGUGGGUUUGGUAGGUUCUAUCGAUAACGAUUUUUGUGGAACUGAUAUGACUAUCGGCACGGAUUCUGCGUUACAUCGUAUCAUUGAAAGUAUCGACGCUAUUGUUAGUACUGCUUAUUCCCAUCAAAGAACAUUUAUUAUGGAAGUUAUGGGUCGCCAUUGUGGUUACCUGGCUCUAGUGACAGCCAUAUGCUGUGAAGCUGAUUUUGUGUUCAUCCCAGAAUGGCCACCUGAACAGGAUUGGCCAAGCAAGCUGUGCAAAAAGUUGUUGCAGGAGAGACUCACUGGCCAACGACUUAAUAUUAUCAUUGUAGCAGAAGGUGCAGUAGAUAGAAAUGGUGAACCAAUCACUGCUGAAAAAGUUCAUAAGGUUGUCGUAGAUAAAUUGCAACAGGAUACUAGAAUUACUGUUCUUGGUCAUGUUCAAAGAGGUGGCAAUCCAUCAGCUUUCGACAGAGUUCUGGGUUGUCGGAUGGGAGCUGAAGCGGUGAUGGCUUUGAUGGAAGCAACCCCUGAAACCGAAGCGUGUGUUGUAACGCUGGAUGGUAAUCAAGCAGUUAGAUUACCACUUAUGGAAUGCGUUCGUCGUACCAAAGCAGUAGCACAUGCUAUGGCUGAUAAAAAUUGGGAGCUGGCUGUGCAACUUCGUGGAAAAGGCUUUGCUCGUAAUCUGGAAACAUACAAAAUGUUGACGCGUCUAAAAGCACCUGUGGAUCAUGAUCCGAGUAAAGAAAGUAAUGGCCCCACAUUAACGAAGCAAUUCACUUUGUGUGGACAAGAUCAUUAUACUUUAGCAGUAAUGCAUAUCGGUUCUCCUUCUUGCGGUAUGAACGCGGCAGUGCGUUCGUUCGUUAGAAAUUGUAUCUAUCGCGGUGACAAGGUUUACGGUAUUUGCGACGGAAUAUUAGGUCUGAUGGCUGGAAAGUUUAAAUUAAUGGACUGGCCCUCAGUCACUGGUUGGGUAGCACAAGGUGGUGCUUAUUUAGGAACCAAGCGAGCUCCACCCAAAGAAGAUCAGUUACCGCAAAUUGCUCAGAAACUUAAAGAAUAUGGAAUUCAAGCUUUACUAAUUAUAGGAGGAUUUGAGGGUUAUCAAACGGCACUUACCUUCUACAAAGCUAGGGAUAAGUACGAAGAAUUCCGAAUGCCCAUCGCUAUGAUUCCAGCAACUAUUAGUAACAACGUACCAGGAACUGAAUUUUCGUUAGGUUGCGAUACUGCUUUAAACGAAAUUACAGAGAUUUGCGAUCGAAUUCGUCAGUCAGCACAGGGUACAAAACGUCGAGUAUUUAUUAUCGAAACCAUGGGAGGAUUCUGUGGAUAUUUAGCAACUGUUGCUGGAUUAGCUGGAGGUGCGGAUGCGGCAUACAUUUUUGAAGAAAAAUUUAACAUCAAAGACAUAAAUCAGGAUGUCAUUGCGAUGGCUGCGAAGAUGUCUGAAGGUGUACAAAGAGGUCUUAUCCUGAGGAAUGAAAAUGCUAAUUUGAAUUAUAAUACAGAUUUCAUGCAGAGACUUUUUAGUGAAGAAGGAAAAGGCCUGUUUAGCUGUAGGAUGAAUAUUAUUGGUCAUAUGCAACAAGGUGGUUCACCGACUCCAUUUGAUCGUAACCUUGGUACAAAAAUGGGUUCUAAAGCUGUAGAAUGGUUUAGCAAUCAACUAAAGAAAUGUGCAACUGCUGAUGGAAAAACGUCAACGAUGGAAGCUGAUACUGCAGUUAUGAUUGGUAUAGUCCGAAGACAAUACAGAUUUACACCGUUUACGGAACUUAUUGAAGUUACCGAUUUUGAACAUCGCAUUCCAACAUAUCAAUGGUGGAUGAAACUGCGACCAUUACUCAAGGUCUUAGCGAAGCACGAGUCCACGUACGAAGAAGAAGGACUGUAUAUAACUGUCGAAGAAAUGGACCUUGAAAAUGAUCCACCUCUCGUUUAAGCUAACAAUUACAUGUUAUGAUACGUGGUAAAAGGUAAUGUUCCAUAAGAUGUACGCAGUUAACUGUAAAAAUUGUAGAUUUCGUUGAACAGUAUUGUAUGGCAUUAUGAUCAUGUUCCGUUGUUAUUUAUGAAAAGUAUGAUCAAAUUUUAGACGCAUAAAUCGUAGAAUAUUAUAUUCUGCGGAAUUUAAUAUACGCGAAGUAUUUUAAGCGAUUUGUAUGAAAUCGCAAUGUAUACGUAUACUUCUCAUCUGUAUAUUUAAUUGUUUAGUAACGAAACGCAUACUAAAAAUUUUAAAUGUGAACAAAUUAAAUAAAUAGCAAAUUAUCACAUAUUGUUGCCAUGAUCGAGAAUAUAGAUUAACAUUUUGUUUCGGAUAGAUAAAAUUCGUAUAUUUUGAACACAGUUUAAAUUGAUAUGUGAGGAGGUACAAAAACAGUACCUGAAUAUCGUGGAGGUAAGCUAUAUCUACAUAGUAAUAUAAGAAAGUAAAAUGUGUUAGUACGACAUCUACACCGCAUUUUUAUUAAUAACAAUGAAAGAUUAUAUUGUUAUAACGAUCAGUGUUAAACAUUUAUUGCAAUUCAUAUACAUGUACAUAUAUAUGUAUAAGUUUUGAAAAUAGCAAAAACAAAGACAUAAGUAUUAAUUCAAUAUACAUGGAAAUGCAUAGCAUGGAAAUGCUGUAUUAAACCGAAGGAGCAUUAAAGAUAGGAAAAGCAUAUGUGAACGCGGUGAUAACGAGGAUGAAGAAAAAAUGCUAUAAAAGAAAUCUUUUGACAUAACACUUUAAAUCCGAUAACUUCCAGUUUUAGAUUUUACGACCGUUCGCUCUUAUCAACUUAGAAAGUUGAUACGUAUUAAAAUAAUUGCAUCGCAAUUAUACAAAUUUUGCAAGUGCAUGACAUCUUUAAUACCUAAUUUUUUAUGUAGCUUUCAGUGAAAUUCGUUAGAACGACAAUGCUUUUAGAGGACAUUAAUUGGUCCAUUGCUAAAAUUCAGUUGUAACAUGGUUUAUAAAUUAAACUACAGCUUUCAUGGCUACUUUACUACUUUGCGAAUAAAUAUACUAGGUUAUAUUCGUGGUCUACUAAGAUGUAAAAUUAAACAUAAUGUGGCAUUUUUCUUUAAUGAAAACUUACUAUUUGGUUUAGCUUUACCCAUAGCUAUGAAAAGCUAUUCGAAGAAUAUACUUGUCUACCUCAAAACAUAAUUUGCAACGACAAAACGAUACUUAGGACAAAGAAAAUACCUAAGUCGUGCUAGUUGCAUGUAACGUUAAAAGAUUUUGCUAAGAUUUAAGGCUUGUGACCACAAGAAUAUUUAGAUUUAAUUCGUGUUAUUAUUAUACUCGUGUAUUCGCAUAUAUUUAUCCCAUCGAGUGAUCAAGUUACUAAACUAAGCUCACGAUUAUUUCCUCGAGCGUAAGUUUACGAUACCUAUCCAAUUUUAGAAUCAAGUAACUCAUUCUAACGUAAAGAAAUCCUUCAUGAACUAAAUUCAUGUUUGUGAAUUCGAUUAGUGAAUUCUUCGUCAAAGAUAACGUUAAAUAAAAAUUAUCCGAUUUCAAACGUAUACAUGGAAAAUAUUUUUAACAAAGGACUGAGUACACACGUUCGAUUUACGUAACAUUUAUAGAAAUUGAAAGACUCUUUAGGAAAGACUCUAUCAUCAUUUUUCUAGUUUAUGAAACAUAUACGUAUAAUAAUUUCAUUGAUACAUCUGUUGAUCGAUGAAAUAUUUAUUUAAAUUACAGAACAACUCUUGUAAUAGACUACGAUAUUGCAUGAAAAGUACGAUACUGUACUUUGAGUCAUUGAGUCCUAAAAUAGGUUAAUAACGAAGAUACGUACGUAUUUAAAUUAAAGAACAGACAUUUGCACAGGCUGCUUAUUUAAAACUGUUACUAGCAAUGCAAAUGGUUUAGAAAGAUGCUGUGACAAUAGAUGUUGUUAAUAAGCAUACGAAUGGAACUCAUAAUAUUGUUAAAAACAGAUGAUUAAACAUGGAAAUUAAUUGUUUUUUAAAGAUAUCAUCGAAACAAUUUGAAAAUUACGAAGGACUUGCAUCGCCUUCGUACGUCAUGUAUGACUGUUAAAAAUAUACAUUUAUGAGGCCUAAUCACGAGAGUAGGAUUUAAAUGGUACUUAAACCGGUUCAUUUAUUAAAGUGGGGGUGGAUAGUGAUUUAAUAGAGCAUUAAAUGUUAUCGUACUUUAUGAAACUGUUAAGAGUCACAAUAUUAUAAGAAGCAAUAACGAAGUUACAAGUAACAUAAUGAUUAUCGCUUAAUCCAUGCAUAGAUCCGCCUCUACACAUAAAUAGAAAUUUAUUGUGUGCAUAAUGUAUUUUAUAAAAAUUUAUGUGCAAAUUUCAAAUUUGAUCAUAUAUCGUAUGUGUUCACUCAAAUACAUAGAAAGAAAGAAUGAAUCCACGUACCCGCCCCAUUGCUAAUUGCGCGCUGAUACAAACACAAUGUACAAAUCCACGAGCGUUGAUAUUCGUACCUCUAACGCUUAUUAAUGUAAUAAAAAUAUAACGUUGAAAAAUUAUAUUAUUUUUACGAUUACAGAAGAGAUAUAUUUUCGAAUCAUUGUUGAUCAAUGAAUUUACCGUGUAUCUGUGGUACGCGAUGUAUAGUGAUCAAAAAUUAUUUUCUUUCGACAUCGAAAUAUUGAAUAUGUAUUUUCGCUAUAUUACUAUGGUUUAUUUAACGAAAAUUCAGAAUAUCGCCAGUUACACGUGGUAAUAGCACAUUUUAAAAAACAGAUACAUAUAUUGUGUAUGUAUAAAAAUGUCGUGACCACUUAAAAUGUACCUAAUAUUAUCAAUAAAAUAUAUCUUAUAAAGUUA
Megachile rotundata (alfalfa leafcutting bee) is the source of this 8927-nucleotide messenger RNA. It is a transcript of the gene Pfk, whose product is annotated as ATP-dependent 6-phosphofructokinase. Lineage: Eukaryota; Metazoa; Arthropoda; Insecta; Hymenoptera; Megachilidae. Gene Ontology annotation, biological process: canonical glycolysis; fructose 1,6-bisphosphate metabolic process; fructose 6-phosphate metabolic process. Gene Ontology annotation, cellular component: 6-phosphofructokinase complex; cytoplasm. Gene Ontology annotation, molecular function: fructose-6-phosphate binding; monosaccharide binding; identical protein binding. The record is from RefSeq and is a predicted model, not a curated record.